CUUCGCUUGUUCCGUCCAUAAAUAGAUGCUCCAAGCUAGCAACAUUCCUCACUAACCCCUCAGCCAACAAGCGCGAGUGUGUCGAUCGCCAUGGGAUCCGGCUGUCAUGCCAUGAACGAGGAGCCAAAUGGCUCCAAGGCGGUGACCCUCCUGUUCCGCCUGUCCACGAUGGUGCUGGCGCUCACCUCGGCGGUCGUCAUGGCGACGGCGAGCGAGUGCUCCAUCUUCGAGCCCCACGGUUCCAGGGUCACCGUCACCUUCAAAAACUACCCACCAUUUGUCUACCUGGCAUGGGUAAACAUCGCGGCGACUAUCCUGGAGGCGGCCGGGAUCUACCUACAGGUUGGUAAGGGCGGCGACGGCGACGACGAGGCGCCAAAGCUCCCCCGUGUCAUCCUGGUUGCCAUCGACGUCGCCGUGCCGGCGCUGCUCAACACGGCCACGGGCGCCGUGUUCUCGGCGGUCGUCGCCUACGGUCCGCAGAUCAGCGCCUGCACUGGCACCGCCGGCAGGUUCUGCGAUCAGGCGAACAGGUCCAAGCUCUUCUCCUUGGCCGCCAGCAUCUCCGCCGCUUCCGCCGCCGUAGCUAAGGACGUCUCGCUACCGUUCUCCGUGUGGCCCAUGUCGUCAGACGAGUAGACGACUGCUGAUAUUUGUCGUUAUCUGGUGGUCGCCGUUUGCAAUGUUUGCAAACACAAGGCUGUGUUGCUGCUGACGCUGAGUGUACGUCGUUUUAAUCCUGUCAGUAACAGUGUGUUGAUGCAAGUCAUCAUCCUACACUAUGCCAGUUCUUCAUUGCUUUAUCUUGUCAAUACUAAAUGGCUAUUUCCUUCAUCAAUAAAUACAAGGGAUUUUGUCGUUUCCA
Molecule: messenger RNA, 865 nt
Organism: Setaria italica (foxtail millet)
Lineage: Eukaryota; Viridiplantae; Streptophyta; Magnoliopsida; Poales; Poaceae
Product: CASP-like protein 1U2
Exons: 3
Coding region: 91-639 (182 amino acids)
Source: RefSeq, a predicted model, not a curated record